ACGGGAGGAGGGGGAGGAGAGAGCGGAGUAUACCGCAGACAUCAUUUCUACUACAGUGGCGGAGCCGUACAGGACCUGUUUCACUGCAGGGGGACCCAAAAACAAGCCCUGUGGAGCAGCAGCAGACCAACAGCAGCCGCAAGACAUUGUUUCUCUCCCUCUGUGCCCCCUUCCCCACGCAACCCCAGAUCCAUUUACACUUUACAGAGCAUCGCGCAACAGGUCGGCAGGGUGGUGUGUUCAUACUGCAGAUUUGUCUGCCAUCCCUGGAGCCCAGCCUCCUCCGGUGUCGCCACGGGGACGAGCGUCACAUGUCAGUACCUUGGAGCCCGGGGAAGAAGUCUGUUUUGAAGCCUCCCAAGUAAGGCUGCUGCCGCUUGUGAGAAGGACAGGGGACGCCAGCCUGCGAGGGUGAGCUUGCAACACGAAUGUCUUUGGCCUGGGCAUCUAACGCUGAGCUUCUCUACUGCCUCUGUUUCUACUGAAGCAAAACCUGUAUGAAAAGACCUACCACACAGGAGCAGGCUGCUGACGGCUUUCCACUGGGAUGAAAGCACAUGGUACAGUUUAGGCCUUGCAGGGGAGUGGGCAGGGCCCGUGGUCCCAUCCUGCAGUCUCUGAAUGCAACAGCAGCAUGGAGAACCUCCCUGUCUCAGCCCAAAGGUAUUUCUCACUUGUCAGUGAAGAGAAGGAAGAGCACGUCUGAGCGCAGGCGUCCUGCAGCUUCUGUGAGAAGUCUCCAUGGUGAACUAUAGGCCGCGGCUCCCUGGGAACGGCGCGCAGUGAAUGCUAAUCCAGAGCUGCUGUUGGCCAAGUGCGCCCACAGGGAGAUGAUUCCCCAUGAAGCACCUGGAUCCCCUGCUGGAACCCAAUGUGACUUUCCGUUUAUCAGACUAAAACCAGAGCCAGCCAGACAGUGAGACAGCCACCGUGGAGGGGGGACGGCGAAAAAUGAAAUCCAACCAAGAGCGCAGCAACGAAUGCCUGCCGCCCAAGAAGCGCGAGAUCCCCACCACCAGCCGGCCCUCCGAAGAGAAGGCCCCCACCCUGCCCAGCGACAACCACCGGGCAGAGAGCGUGGCAUGGCUCCCCAGCAACCCAGGAGGCCGUGGCCACGGGGGCGGGCGGCAUGGGCCAGCAGGGCCUUCGGUGGAGCUUGGUUUACAGCAGGGAAUAGGUUUACACAAAUCACUGUCCACGGGGCUGGACUACUCGCCGCCCAGUGCGCCACGGUCGGUCCCGGCGGCCAACACACUGCCCACGGCAUACCCUCCCCCACAGUCAGGGGCCCCGGUGUCCCCCGUGCAGUACGCUCACCUGCCUCACACCUUCCAGUUCAUCGGGUCCUCCCAGUACGGUGGCCCCUAUGCCGGCUUCAUCCCUUCACAGCUGAUCUCGCCCUCAGCCAACCCAGUCACCAGUGCAGUGGCCUCCGUGGCAGGGGCCUCCACGCCAUCCCAGCGCUCCCAGCUGGAGGCCUAUUCCACACUGCUGGCCAACAUGGGCGGCCUGAGCCAGACCCCGGGACACAAGGGUGAGCCGCCGCAGCCACCUCCGCACCUCGGCCGGGCCCCGGGGCUCAUCACCCCGGGGUCCCCCCCACCUGCCCAGCAGAACCAGUACAUCCACGUGUCUGGCUCUCCGCAGAGCUCCGGCCGGCCGGCCUCCCCCCCAGCCAUCCCGGUCCACCUCCACCCCCACCAGACGAUGAUCCCGCACACGCUCACCCUGGGGCCCUCAUCCCAGGUGGUCGUGCAGUACAGCGACUCCGGGGGCCACUUCGUCACACGGGAGCCCUCCAAGAAAGCCGAGAGCGGCCGGCUGCAGCAGACCAAGGAGGUGCUGAAUGGGGAGAUGGAGAAGAGCCGGCGAUACGGGGCUCCGUCCUCGGCCGACCUGGGCCUAAGCAAAGUCGGCAGCAAGUCGAUGCCUCAUCCCUACGAGCCCAGGCACGUGGUGGUCCACCCGAGCCCCGCGGACUACAGUGGCCGGGAGGCCUCAGGGGUGCGGACCUCUGUGAUGGUCCUGCCCAACAGCACCACGCCCACGGCUGACCUGGAAGUGCAGCAGGCCACGCACCGAGAGGCCUCGCCAUCCACCCUCAACGACAAAGGCGGCCUGCACUUAGGGAAGCCGAGCCACAGGUCCUACGCACUGUCCCCCCACACGGUCAUCCAGACCUCACACAGUGCUUCCGAGCCUCUUCCGGUCGGACUGCCUGCCACGGCCUUCUACGCAGGCACGCAGCCCCCUGUCAUCGGCUACCUGAGCGGCCAGCAGCAAGCAAUCACCUACGCCGGCAGCCUGCCCCAGCACCUGGUCAUCCCGGGCACCCAGCCCCUGCUCAUCCCAGUGGGCGGCACCGACAUGGAGGCAUCGGGGGCAGCCUCUGCCAUCGUCACGUCGUCGCCCCACUUUGCUGCAGUGCCUCACACCUUUGUCACCACCGCCCUGCCCAAGACAGAGAACUUCAGCCCCGAGGCCCUGGUCACGCAGGCCGCCUACCCAGCCAUGGUGCAGGCCCAGAUCCAUCUGCCAGUGGUGCAGUCGGUGGCCUCCCCGGCUGCGGCACCCCCCACCCUGCCGCCCUACUUCAUGAAAGGCUCCAUUAUCCAGUUGGCCAACGGGGAGCUGAAGAAGGUGGAGGACCUGAAAACGGAGGACUUCAUCCAGAGUGCAGAGAUCAGCAAUGACCUCAAGAUCGACUCCAGCACCGUGGAGAGGAUUGAAGACAGCCACAGCCUGGGCGUUGCAGUCAUACAGUUCGCUGUCGGAGAACACCGAGCACAGGUCAGCGUGGAAGUUCUGGUAGAGUAUCCUUUUUUUGUGUUUGGACAGGGCUGGUCAUCCUGCUGUCCAGAGAGAACCAGCCAACUCUUUGAUUUGCCGUGUUCCAAACUCUCGGUGGGGGACGUCUGCAUCUCGCUGACCCUGAAGAACCCGAAGAACGGCUCUGUAAAAAAGGGCCAGCCCACAGAUGCUGCCAGCGUCCUGCUGAAGCACUCGAAGCCUGACGGCCUGGCAAGCAGCAGGCACCGGUACGCGGAGCAGGAGAACGGAAUCGGUCAGGGAAGCGCCCAGCUGCUCUCCGAGAACGGCGAACUGAAGUUUCCAGAAAAAGUAGGAUUUCCUGCAGCACCGUUCCUCACCAAAAUAGAGCCCAGCAAGCCUGCGGCCACGAGGAAGAGGAGGUGGUCGGCCCCGGAGACCCGCAAACUGGAGAAGUCGGAGGAUGAGCCGCCCUGGACUCUCCCCAAGCCUUCUCUCAUUCCUCAGGAGGUGAAGAUCUGUAUCGAAGGCCGCUCUAAUGUGGGCAAGUAGAGGCCGAGCGGGCAAGGAGGUGUCCCUUACGUUUGUAUCCAGAUUACUGUACUGUAGGCUGAAUAAUACAGUAUUUACAUGUUAUCCUCUUAUUUUAGGUUUCUGUUCUAACCUUGUCAUUAGAGUUACAGCAGGUGUGUCGCAGGAGACUGGUGCAUAUGCUUUGUCCGGGAGGUCCGUCCGGGAGCAGGCGGUGGAGGGUGGGUCAGAGCAACAGCCAUCUGGGCUCCAGGCAUCCUGGGGGCACGAGAGUGGCUUCACCAGCGCCUGCCUUCUCUAGCAGCACCAAGGCAUCCGAUGGGCACCGAGUCCCUCUAGUUUCCAGGGAAAGUUCAGCAGGAAGGGACCUGCGGGGCACAGGGUGCCGUGGUGGCCAGCCAGGGUCUCUCUUUCUCUGCCUCCCUCUGCCUCAGUCUCUUGCUUUCAGCAUGGGAUUGGGGGUAGAGGCAGUGUCCUCUUGGGGUUCCCCUGUGCAAAAUCCACAUCAGGAACCUGGCUUUGGGGCACUGUAGGGAGGGGUUGGAUGGCAAAUGGAAAGCUAACUGUUUCAAAGAACAUUUUUCUCUCCAACAUAUUUUACAAUAAAAGCAACUUUUAAUCCUAUAGAUAUAUAUUUCCCCCUAUGGGGCCUGACUGCACUGAUAUAUAUAUAAAUUUUUUUAAAACAAAAAACAGAAAGAGCAACUGCCACAUGUGGGAUUUCAUUUCUGCUUUACUAGUGCAGUGCUGUACAUCGCCAGGGUGUCGCGGCGGGCAGGGAAGGAGGCCCCAGCUCAGCCUGCAGCGCCCAUGCCGGGGGUGGGCCAGGAGGGAACAGCCCGCUGUCUCUGUGCAGUGUUAGGAAAAUCAAUCAGGUUAUUGCAUUGACUUCGCUCCCAAGAGGUAAAUGCAAACUGCCCUUCAGUGAGAGCUGCGAAGAAGCUCUCGGAGUUAAGUUUGCAAAAUCUUUUUGUCUUUUAACUCUAGUACUGUUUAUAGAUCAUGACAAUGGACAACUCGGGUGCCACCUUUUUCAGAUUCCAGUGUGACAUGAGGAAUUAGAUUUUGAAGAUAAGCAUAUAUUACUAUCUCUAAGCACUUACGAUGCUGUUCACACUUUAUUACAAAGCAUCUGGGUCUGUCAUUCAAUGAGUACUGUAUCUCACUUUAAACUCUUGGGGAAGGAAAAAUGAAAAAUAAGUUGCUUUUUUUUUAACACUGUAACUACAUUUCAGCUUUGCAGAGUUGCUCAUGAGCAAGAUUUUGAAAGUUUCAAUGUGGUUUCAUGGGAUGAAUGUGAAUUAUGAAACUAGUAUGUGACAAUAAAUGACCACCAAGUACUACCUGACAGGAGGCACUUGUCACUUUGAUUUUGGAGAAAGAGUGAAAAGGCAUAUGCAGGGUUGGCAGAGAAACCGAAAGGAAAGAGGGGCGGAGAAACGAAUACUCAUUUUUGUCCAGUGUUUUUAAGAUGAACUUUUAAAAGAACCUUGCGAUUUGCACAUCUUGAGUUUAUAAUUUGUGUGAUAUUCCUGCAGUUUUUUUUUUUUUUAAUCCAAUAACAUUAUGGGAAAGGCUUGGGGGACGGAUCGAGCAUAAAUAAAUGUAGCAAAAUUACUUUCUAACCUGCCUAAACUCUAGGCCAUUUUCUAAGGUUAUGUUCCUUUUAAGAUUCAUUUUGGUCUUUUUAUCAGAUCUGUCACAAAAAGCCAGAUCUUAGCAGGACAACUCUGGAAAUUUUCUUCAGAUUCAUUGAGAGAGUUUUCCAUAAAGACAUUUAUAUGUAAGCAAGUUUUUUUUUUCUUUUUUGAAAAAUAAAACAAUUACUUUGUUAUUGUUUAUAUUACUUUCAGAAUGACUUUUUUUUUCUAUGUAAAAUCAGAUUUAAUGUUUGGUACAAACCCAGAAAAGGUAGUUCAUAAAAUUUGAAGCUUUCAUUCCCAGAGAUCUCUAAUAUUAUUUGUGGGGAUUGAGUUCAUCUUAAAGUGCUUUAAACAACAAAAGUUCUAAAUGUAGGGAGAAGUUUUCCCAGUAUCCAUACUUGGGUGGCUGCAACUAACCUGAACAAAUAUUCUUGAGUUAUCAUCUGCUGCUGAAAAUAUUACUUCUUCCAUUUGGCAGAUUAAAAAAACAAUCCUAAUGUCAACCCACAUGUUGACUUGACAAUCCUAAUAGUCAUUUACUUUUAGCUCUCACCAGGGCUAAUGAUUUUUAUAAACCAUUUUCUGGGGUGUACCAAAAACAGUUAGGUUUAGCAUCACUAGACUCCUUCUUUGACUUCUCUUCAAUUUCAUUACCCUCUCAGCAGGCUAGCGGAGCUGGGUGGGCCCAUUCUUGUGGGUAUCUUGCUUCUUUAGUGCUGUAUUUUUAAAAUGUUUCUGUUUAGAGAACUUGCUUAAUCUUCCAUAUAUUCUGCUCAGGGCACUUGCAAUUAUUAGAUUUAUUUUUCUUUUUGUUUCUUAACCUUUGAUAGUAAGAGGAGUACGGGGCUGCCACGUACACUUUGUUCUCAGUCGUACCACUAUUUCCAGCCGCUUGUGUGGGCUCAGAAAAACACACGCCACCUUCUGGCUUACUUUGAGUAUCGAACUGACUGCAUCCGCGAAGCCAACACUAAAACGGGAAAAACACAUGGUGUGGAGCAAUAGGAACAUCAUCGUUUUUGUGGUUCUGUUUCAGGUAUAGGAAUUAUGAAAUCAUGGUUCUUUGCAAACACUUCUCACAUUUCGUUCUCUUACUUUUUUUAGCAUGUGCAAUAUUUUCUGUGCCAAUAGGCUGACCAGUGUGCUAUAUAGUUAAAGCUCAUUCCCCUUUGGCUUUUGUCCUUGUUCAGUUGGUUGAUCUUCCCGGUUCUGGCCCGGGAAAGGUUGCAGAGGGGGGCCCCCUGCCUGUCCUUUGCCACGAUGCUGAGCACCUGGGCAGGGAUCCUGCAGGAGCCCGAGUAUCUGUCAGCAUGUUGCAGAAACAACCAGCGAAGAAGACCCAGGGGAACAGCCGGUUCCCCAUAACCCCACAAAGUAGUGAAUGUGGAGUGUGGAGAGGAAGGAGGUUCAAUUCUUAGGAUGCACUCAGGAGCAAUGUAGGCUGGGACCUGCUCACUUCCCACUGUCUUUGCUGAGUGGGCAGCCCCCUCGGGCCGGGUCUGUGAUCUGGAUGGAGACUUGGGAGCUCGGGCAGCAGGUGUGGCCUCUUGUGUGUGCACAUGCAUUCUGAGCAUGCCAGCCAGUGGCUGUGGAGGGGACCACCUGCCAACCACGGUCACCACUCCAUGUGGCAGCUUUCACUGCAAACAGGAAGAACCCGCAGAGGGCAGGAGCCUCCUGUUGUUGGACACCGGCGAGCCUGGGGCUCCCGAAGCAGCAUCUGCCAUCGCAUCUGUGUAGCAAAUCUAAUGAAGACAGGGGUAGAAAUUCUUCGGUGCCGUUCAGCAUACACGGAGCAGCCACGUGCCUCUGUACUGUGCCCUCUUUGCAAUAUUAACUGACAGCCGUCUUUUCGUUCUUUCUUUACUGUUUUCCAUUUUUAAACUACUAACAGCAGGUCUUUUGCGUUUACAAUGAAACACAAUCACCAUGAAAUUAGUCAGGGCGAAAAGAAAAAAUAAUAAGAAACAAACAAACAAGAACCUCUCUUUCUAGGGAUUUCUAAAUAUAUAAAAUGACUGUUCCUUAGAAUGUUUAACUUGAGUUAUUUCAGUUUGUCUGGGCCACAUUAGGGGCUGAGGUGGGGAGGGAGGGACACAGAUGCCACUUACCUCAAACCUUUUCAAAGUGGAAAUCCAAAUUGCAUACUCAUUUGGACUUUCAGGAUCAUUUUCUAUGUCGGUGGAACUUUGGUUUGGCCCUACUCACCCAGUCUGGUUUGGGAUGAUUUGAGUUGUGUGGCGGUAGCGAUCCCAUUUGUAGCUCUGAAUGGUGACCCUGUGUGUUUUCUGUUAGGUGAGUGUGUUGGGUUCCCCCCACCAGGAAGUGGUAGCAUCCUUCCUCCCCUAUAAGGACUCUGCGGAAACUUUCACACCUCUUACUCAGGGAUGGGGCUGGUGUGUGUGUGGAACACUGAGGUGUCCAGCAGCAGCACUUUGACUGCUCUGGGGUAGGGUUGUACAAUUUCAAGGAAUCUUUGGAUUUCCUGCAUCUUGUGGAUUACUCUUUAGAUACUGCAUAGAUUGCAAUAUAAUGCUGCAUGUUCAGAGGGACUGCAGCUCCUAGUAAUCAUAAAAAUCCACUCUUUGCACAUAGUUUCGAUCUUUACUGAAAUCUGUUGCCAAAAUUUAUUUUUGUUGUUGUAGCUUUGAAUUUUGUUCUUUUUUUUUUUUUUUUUUUAAGGAAACUUUUUAACAUCUGUGACUACUAAGGAAACCUAUUCUUUCAUAGAGUGAAAAAAAAUCUGAGAUGCUUUUGAAGACACUAAUGCCAUGAUAUUUAGACAUGGGUGAGGAAGCAGUGCUCUUGGGACAGAAAGCCAGGCUCUGAGCUGCGUUGGUUGUCAUGGCUACUGUUUCCUGAACCACAAACAGCUCAACAGACUGGUCUAUUCUCUCCUGAAACCCCCGCGCGCUUCCAAUGUCCUAGUCACCCUCGAAAUUCCAGGUGAAGACAGGGCCAGCUGUCUCAGUGGCCCAGAUCCAGUUUCUUCAGUGGUGAAAUGAAUGACAAGAGAAUUACUCUUUUUUUGUUGUUGUUGCUUUUCAAGUGGAAUGGAGGCCUUCGCUUCCACGUUUGUGUUUUUAACCCAGAAUUUCUGAAAGAGAAUUUAAGAACACAUCAAGUAAUAAAUAUACAGAGAAUAUACUUUUUUAUAAAGCACAUGCAUAUGCUAUAUUGUGUUGGGUUGGUUUCCACUCUUUUUCACGGACAGUGUUGUGUUUGUUGCUAGGGAAACUCCAAAUGACUUGUACACCUCUACUCUGGAGCUGACGUUUCUUUUACAUACAUGACCUCGCUUCAAAUAUGUUACCUUACUGAUAGGACCUUUACUUGUCGCACUAUACCUUGUGGGAAUUUUUUUUUUCUUUAAUGUUCACCUAAUUCGAGAAGCUGAAGAGAACAAUUUGAAGUGCUCACUUUAAAGAGUACAGGCAAUGUUUU
This is a messenger RNA of Octodon degus (degu), 8387 nucleotides long. RefSeq names its product ataxin 1 (gene Atxn1). The record is from RefSeq and is a predicted model, not a curated record. Bases 952 to 3321 code for a protein of 789 amino acids. The transcript has 8 exons. Gene Ontology annotation, cellular component: nucleus. Gene Ontology annotation, biological process: negative regulation of transcription by RNA polymerase II; nervous system development. Lineage: Eukaryota; Metazoa; Chordata; Mammalia; Rodentia; Octodontidae. Gene Ontology annotation, molecular function: RNA binding; protein binding.